AUGAAUCACCGCUCCGGCCACCUGACCGCCAGCCGACGCCCCGCCGCCCGAGGUCCUCAGGUCGCUGCCGUCGUCCGGACGCCCUUGGACCGGUCCCUUCAGACCUUCCCGCCAGAGAGCCACACUGACCUGGUGCGCCGCCGAGGCGGACUCAUCUCCAUCCCUCGGAGGCUCGUGCUGCCCCCGCCGCCAGCUGCGGCGGGGCUGGCGAAGCUGCUGCUGAACGUGACGGUGGAGAGGAGCUUGGGGCCGGUGCAGGUGGUGAUGGCACAGGAGAAGAGCGUGAGGGACCUGAUAAGGGCGAGCGUGGAGGCGUAUGGGAAGGAGAAGAGGCGGCCGUUGCUGAGAGUGAGCGACCCUCGCUGCUUCGAGCUUCACUACUCGCCCUUCAGCUUGGAAUGUCUAAGGCCAGAGGAGAAGCUGAUAAGCUUGGGGUCAAGGAACUUCUUCCUCUGCACCAAGCGCUCCACAUCUUCCAAUUCCUCUUGCUCUGAAGAAGCCAGCGGGAACGCAAACGCCCCAUUCGCACUGACCUACCUGAUGGACUUCCUGCUGUAGAUCAGCCCUACGCGGCUAGCAUCCGUAGCGUCGAGCAACCUAGGCCUAUGCGGCUGGCGUCGAAAGAAGGCCGUGUCUGUGG
Molecule: messenger RNA, 640 nt
Organism: Rhodamnia argentea
Lineage: Eukaryota; Viridiplantae; Streptophyta; Magnoliopsida; Myrtales; Myrtaceae
Exons: 2
Coding region: 1-558 (185 amino acids)
Source: RefSeq, a predicted model, not a curated record